AUGGAGGAUCACAGAAAACAGAUGCAACUUAAAGAAGCCCGAAAAGUUGGGCGUGCUCCUGCAGAAGUUGAUGAAGAUGGACAAGAAAUUAAUCCAUAUAUUCCUCAGUAUAUGUCAUCUGCUCCUUGUUGUGGAGCUAUGACUAACACAACCAAGACACGCAUGGAGAGGCCACGUAAGCUAGGGGCAAAAUGGACAAGUAAAAACAUAGCACCUAAUGAGAAAAUAGAGACUUUUCAGCUUGAUUAUGAUGGAAAAAGAGACAGGUGGAAUGGGUAUGAUCCAACAUCUUAUGCUCAUGUGAUUGAACGAUAUGAAGCUUGUGAUGAAGCUAGGAAGAAAUUCUUGAAAGAUCAACAAACUAAGAAGUUGGAGGAAAAGGGUAACACUCAAAAUGUGGAAGAAGCUGUUAGUGAUGAUGAAGAUAAUGAAGAAACUUCGGUCUUGGAGACCCUCUCAUAG
Lactuca saligna is the source of this 462-nucleotide messenger RNA. The record is from the annotation of a GenBank genome assembly. NCBI's taxonomy places the organism in Eukaryota, Viridiplantae, Streptophyta, Magnoliopsida, Asterales, Asteraceae.